GGACAAGAAAGCGAGGGGUCGUCGAACACGAGGGCAGGCUCUACUCUCUACCGCCUUCGCUCGCUGUCGUGUCCUCGCGAUUCAUCGUGUUGAGUUGCUUGGCGCUGCUAUUGUUGCGGCUACCCUGAAGUUGAUCAGAUCCAUUACCAUUCUAAUGCAACCUCCGAAGCUCCCUCCGCAGUAGUGAAGCUCCCUCGGACGGUUUGGCCGACGCGCGAACCCUUCUGUAUACACCAUGACCCUGGAGCCUUCUCCUAGCCUACCGAACCCCCUUCGCGACGCAUAAUACCGUCAUGUCACGACUCCCCGGCUCUCUUCGAUCGGGCCCUAACGGCACGGGAGGUUAUACGAAUGGAUUCUCCAGCAAUGGUGGUUACGGGAACUUUGGGGCGGUGGACGAUGAAUAUGGCUCUCAACGGCGGCCCAGCGGCGAAUCGCGUCGCAACCGCCGCCCUGGUGGCUACGGGGCUUUCUCCCCUGCAGAGCCGCAAGAAGACGAUACUCCACAUGUGCAAAGGCCCACAAGCUUAGAACGGUCGCGAGCCACGCAGCGUAGGAGCAGAGAUGGAAGCUAUGGAAGUGACUCCAGUCAGAGUAGAAGCCAAACUGCCCCUGGCGCCGGCCGCUUUGGAGCAGGGAGUCACCAGAUGGAAGAGAUUCUGCGGUAUAUACAGCAGAACUGGGACUUCAUGACCAACGAGAAAUGUGUCCCAGUUCAAAUCUCGCUCAAGCUGUUAGAUCCGAGCUCUCUGGGGCUUGCAAAGGAUUAUGAUCGAUUCCAACAAACCCACCAAGAGCUGCAGCGUGCGCUCAAGGCCAUUGUGAACGAGCACCAUCAGGGUUUUAACAGCUCCAUUGGCACAUUCCACAAAAUCCAAAGAAGCAUCCAGGAGUCGCAGUACCGUGUCAGGAACCUCAAAGACUCGCUCACACAAGCGAAAUCCCAUCUUUCCACAACAAAGCCUGAAUUGAAGGAGUUCGCAACAGCCUCACAGAACUACGACGAGAUGAUCCAGGUGUUGAACAUAAUAGAACAACUGCAGCUUGUACCUGACAAGCUGGAGGCCCGCAUCUCUGAAAAGCGUUUCUUGACCGCUGUCGACAUUCUCCAGAAUGCUCUACGGAUGAUACGGAAGUCGGAAAUGGAGAAUAUCGGCGCCCUCAGUGACCUACGGAUAUACCUCAGUAACCAGGAGCAUUCCCUAACGGACAUCUUAAUCGAGGAGUUACAUAACCAUCUUUACUUAAAAUCACCAUAUUGUGAGGAUAGGUGGAAAGUGUACGCCCAGAACCAAUCCAAAGGCGAGUUGUCGGAACGUGCUCAGACGGAUGUUAGGGGAAGACUUUUGUACCACUUCCUGGAUAAGCUAGAUACCUCUGAGCCGAUGACGGACGAUUCUCCUCGAAACCCAGAAGCGGACACAUUCCAAUACAUACAACUUGUCGUUGAAUCCCUCAACCGUAUGAACCGCUUGGACAUAGCCGUGGAUACUAUCGAGCAGCGCCUGCCCGUCGAGCUAUUCAAGGUGGUUGAAAAGUCAAACAACGAGGUUUCACAGAGACACCCUAGUAUACUGCAAGCAUACGCUACGCGUAAAGGCGGGAAGUCUGAUACGGACGUCCACAGUGAGGACCUCCGAACCGGCCUGCUCAAUGACCUGCUGUGGACACUAUAUGCCCGAUUUGAGGCCAUUGCAGAAAGCCAUCGAGUGAUCCAUGAUGUUGUCGCCGGAAUUGUUCGUCGAGAAGGCAUUCGAGAUUCGUCGAGUGUAGCGUUGACUCGAGGGUUUAAGGAGUUGUGGAAACUAUACCAGAGCGAGAUGCGCUCACUCCUCCAUGACUAUCUCGCAACAGACGGUGACCUCUUGUAUAGUGGUGGCCAAGGCCAAACGCCCACAGGCAGCGUCUUCUCCCGCGCGCCCCGGGACAGAAACAAGCGAAUGUUCAAGCUCUCGGACAUGGACACUAAAUCUUCCGAACUCACUACUGAGCGCGAAGACCUCGAAUUCAUCCUAAAGUCCUCAGUCCCGGGCCUCGUCUCCGAUUCUAAAAGACCGGACGAUCUCUCCGCUAACAACGCUACCAAUCUCGAUGGUAGCGCAACCGGCCACAAACUCCUCGUCGAGCCCAGCGUCUUCAACAUGGGCAUUCUCCUCCCACCCUCCCUAGACUUCCUCAACAGACUUAAAGAAGUCGUACCCCCCGGCUCCGACAUCGUCAUGAGCACGCUGACCUCCUUUCUCGACGACUUCCUCGUCAACGUCUUCCACCCGCAACUCGAAGAAACUCUCAUCGAACUCUGCGCGCAGACCUUCAUCGAGAUCGACGCGUUCCAGCCGGAGCCGCAAUGGGCGCAGCAUUCCAAAAAGCCCAUCUUCAAGGGCACGGCGAAGUUCUUCACCCUGAUCACCGCUUUCUGUAAAAUGUUGGAUAAUCUUCCGCACGAUCAGGCGUUCAGUCAACUCAUCAUCACGCAAAUGCAGACGUAUUACGACAAGUGCUGUGGAUGGUAUAAAGCGCUUGUGAGCCGCAGUCAAGCUAAGCAAAACGGGAGAAGAAUAAAAGCAUCUGCCGCCCUCGCCGAAUCCGGAGAACUGUCAGAUGUCGUAUCUUCGCUCUUCCAGGCCGAACCUGAUAAAGCAGCCGAAUUGGUAGAAAAAGAGAUCACUCUUUUGAUAAAGGAAGUCGAAGAAGAUUCGAUCGACGAGGCAGAUUUGAUACGCGAUAAAAAGAGCAUUACGAGUUUGUGUCUGCUGUAUACGAGCAUGAAAUGGCUCGCCACAAAGGUCGCUCAACUCCGGCAUAUUAGCGACCGUGCGACGGAUUCCUCGAAUGCAGAGCCAGGGAAUCCAAGACAUAAUCGGCGAUGGACACUUCUUACAUCGACAGAACCGCGCACAGAAGGUGUGCCGGUGUAUCUUCCGUUGAAUAAGGAAACUGCUUCCGCAUUCGACCAAGUAGUAACCUCCUACCUCUCCCUCAGCACCCUCAUCCUCCGCACUCUACAUAUCUCCCUUCGCACCCUAAUCCUGCAUUCCCUCGCCGUCACCUUCUCCCCCCAACCCUCCACCUCCACCAACUACCUCCUCACGCUCCCCCAACCCGAGCCCUCCCCGGGCAUUAUCUCCUUAAACACGCUCCUCAUAAACAUCGACACCCAGCUCCAACUCCACAUCCCCACCACUCAAAUCCCCCUACUAACAGCCCACCUCUCACCCCUCCUUGAUACCGCCUUCCUCUUCCUUACCACCACCCAUAUAAAGGCACUAAACGGCAACGGGUGUGCGCUUAUGCAACUCAACAUCCUCGUGCUCCAACAAAACCUAAAGAAUAUCUCAUCGUCGUCAAAAGCCACAAUGCCUUAUUCAGCGCUGUAUUUUGAUUUGUUUACAGCAGGCCCGGAUGCUGUAAUUUCGAGAGCGCGGGAAUAUGGGAGGGGGUUUGGGGUGCCGGGGGAGAGGUUUGGGUAUGAGGUUGUUAAGGGACUGGUGGAGUUGUGUUAUUCUGAGAAGUUGGGGAGCGAGAGACGGGAGGUGGGAGUGCAGGCGAAGAGGAAGUUGGAUGAGGGGUUGUUGGAGAUCAGUGAGGCUAUGUACUAGGCCGAGAAGGCCGAGGGGGAGUUGUAGGUUAGAAGUGCGUAAUAUUGAGUUUGGUUUGGAGCCGUGUGUGUACGUGUGGGUGAUGAUUUAUGCCUUGCACUAAUGGUAGCGUGGAGUUGAGACACAUGGGUUGAGGGAGGAUUUGUGAGGUUUUGUUCAUAUUGAGGCAUUUGCU
Molecule: messenger RNA, 3774 nt
Organism: Lindgomyces ingoldianus
Lineage: Eukaryota; Fungi; Ascomycota; Dothideomycetes; Pleosporales; Lindgomycetaceae
Exons: 3
Coding region: 294-3599 (1101 amino acids)
Biological process (GO): Golgi to plasma membrane transport; exocytosis
Cellular component (GO): exocyst
Source: RefSeq, a predicted model, not a curated record